Cyprinus carpio (common carp) is the source of this 1427-nucleotide messenger RNA. RefSeq names its product ras-related protein Rab-28-like. Gene Ontology annotation, molecular function: GTP binding; GTPase activity. Gene Ontology annotation, cellular component: Golgi apparatus; endosome. The transcript is spliced from 6 exons. The record is from RefSeq and is a predicted model, not a curated record. NCBI's taxonomy places the organism in Eukaryota, Metazoa, Chordata, Actinopteri, Cypriniformes, Cyprinidae. Bases 1 to 561 code for a protein of 186 amino acids.
AUGAGGCUGGGAAAACAGAGAAUCUGGGAUAGUCUCUCACUUCACCCUCACGUGAUCACCCUUCCAGGAAACCUGAAUGUGACGCUGCAGGUGUGGGACAUCGGCGGACAGACUAUCGGAGGAAAAAUGCUCGACAAAUACAUCUACGGAGCACAGGGCGUGCUCCUGGUGUAUGACAUCACUAAUUCUCAGAGUUUUGAGAAUCUUGAAGAUUGGCUGAACAUGGUGAGAAAAUCCAACGAAGAGUCCGGCACACAGCCGGCGAUAUCCCUGAUCGGAAACAAGAUUGAUCUGGAGCAUGUGCGGACAGUAAAGAUGGAGAAGCAUCAGCGCUUCUGUCAGGAAAACGGACUCAUCAGUCAGUUUGUGUCUGCGAAGACAGGAGACUCUGUGUUUCUGUGUUUCCAGAGGCUGGCAGCUGAGAUUGUGGGCGUAAAGCUGAAUAAGGCUGAGAUGGAGCAGUCUCAGCACGUGGUUAAAGCAGACAUAGUGAACUACAGUCAGGAGUCGGUGGCUCGAACCGUCAACCCUCCGCGCAGCUCCAUGUGUACCAUACAGUGAUCAGCACACAUCGUCUCUGUCCGUCCGUCUUGUCCACGUCUGUCCUCUGAAAGUGUCCUGUUUGACGCAGACGGACUCUGAACUCUGCGUAACGGACACACGGAUCCUGCUUUAUACUUCCCUCCCUCUUUCUUUGAUGUUCCUUUGCCAAUUAGACAUUGUGAGUUACUAAAGAAUCUGUAAUGUGUGCAAGAACCAGAGCUUUACCUUCUCCGCUCGUGUAAGUCGAGACAGACGGAUGACGGAUCAUUAUAGAGGAUUGUUGCGUAUAAAUGGCUCUGGAGUUCGAGCUGAGAAUUCGCUCGCACCGACGGAGAACUGACUUCCUCCGGUCAGAGGUUAGAGCAGACGUGUGUGUGUGUGUGUGUAAUGAGAGGAAGUACCUUUAUAGAAGGCCAUUCUGACACAAUUCAAUAUAAAGAACUCUUCACACUGAGCAACAAAAUCAUAAUGACUUGUUUUACACAGUAUUUCCCCAUUUUUAAUGCUUUUUUAAUUUAAUUUGGCAAAUCCAGAGGGAAUAUCUCAUAUGCAUGGACAUAAUCCUCCCCGCUCCGUGUUCAUGAAUGAUAUUUGACGUUUAUGAGCAUCAUAUUGGACCAAUAAUCUGCAGUAAAGCAGGAGUCACACAGAGACGUCUUGUGUAGAGUAUUUGCAGGCUGCCUGUAAACUCUAUUUGAGUGAUUUGUUGGUUUGUGCGAGCGUGAGUGUUUUCAUUUCCACGGGAUCCUCUACUUAGAGAAGUUUCAUUGUGUGACCUCUGAAUGUUUCUGUGUAAAUACUGGCUGUAUUUGUAAACGCAGGCCUGUCCAGGUGUUGUAGAGCGCUGUAGCGUUUAGGAAUAAAUGUCACGACACACACGUUGA